Molecule: messenger RNA, 234 nt
Organism: Phytophthora sojae
Lineage: Eukaryota; Oomycota; Peronosporomycetes; Peronosporales; Peronosporaceae
Exons: 1
Biological process (GO): proteolysis
Cellular component (GO): extracellular region
Molecular function (GO): protein binding
Source: RefSeq, a predicted model, not a curated record
GCGGCCGUCUCGAGCGUGUCGACAUGCUCUUCGAGCUUGCAGAAGAACGUUAUGUUCCUUGGCGCUAAUAUUGGUAAGCGCGCCAGCAUCGAUCCUAUCGGGUGCUGCGCCAUCUGUGCCCGCACGAAUGGCUGCACUGCGUUCACGUGGAAUGACUCAAGCCACGGCACGUGCUUUCUCAAGACCAGCAAGGGAAAAUCGUUUCCGAAUUCCGGCUCCAUCUCGGGAGUUGUC